This is a messenger RNA of Amphibalanus amphitrite, 8292 nucleotides long. RefSeq names its product rootletin-like (gene Root). Bases 750 to 7070 code for a protein of 2106 amino acids. NCBI's taxonomy places the organism in Eukaryota, Metazoa, Arthropoda, Thecostraca, Balanomorpha, Balanidae. The record is from RefSeq and is a predicted model, not a curated record. The transcript is spliced from 44 exons.
GCUUCAAUUAGGGUGCAGAUCUGCUUUUGUCGGGGGCCGUACCCAAAUCUGCUAUAUUUGGGUACGAUGACGUCACAUGCGUACCCAUUUUUAGCAGAUUUCUGCUAAAAAUAGCAGACUGCUAAAAAUAGCAGAUUUUACCAUAGUUUCCCCGACUGGUUUGGAAUGCGAGGUUUGAGAUGAAGUUUGCGGAAAUAUUUUGAUUAUCACCUUAAGGCUUUGAGAAUUGUAAGACGGACGGUCGGAAGACAUAAAAUAAAGGUGUAAGACCUGGUAUUACUGGAGGGUUUUAACGCUGAUAUACUUUCUGCUUCUUUUCAAACCAUUCAAAAAGGUGCUCCUUUGUUGCAGACUGCAAAGAUCCGCAUUCGGUGAAGCGGCCGCUGCAUGAGCAGGCCUCUGAAGACGCCACGCCCCCCGCCGCGGACGGCUGUCCUGUGCAGAGGGAGCACACGGUACGGGUGGGAGCCGACCCCAGUUACCCAACCAAGGCGGGAAGGUCGGCGGAGGAGGACUCUGCUUACCGGCGACUGGGAGAACAGGACGAGUCCCGACGGGUCACCUUCAGAGAUCCCACAGAUCGCGGUGCUGCCGGUCGAAUCACCCUCGAGUCGCGGCCCGCCCGCCCGGCGCCGCUGGCCCGCGCCGAGGCUGCCCUGUCUCAGGGCGGGGGCGGCCAGUCUCUGCCGGCGGGGGCGGGGGCGGCGCAGGGUGGAGUCCGCCGCCGGGAGCCGCCCGUCGAGGAGGACAUGGAUGAGGCUGGUCGAGUGGCCAGGCUGGAGCGGACCAACGCGGCGCUCCAGCGUGACCUAGCCUCUGUGCAGGAUAUGCUGUCGGCUUCACGGGCGGAUAGAGAUGACCUGGGCAUCAAAUACAACGCACUCAGCGAACGGCUGGAUCAGCUGAUGCCUCCGGCCGCCACUGACGAGCCGUCGGCAGAGUUUGACCCGCUGACCCCUGCUCGUGACCCGGGGUCGCCGGGUGGUGACCCCGGCCGGCCGCUGCUCCCUGACCCGGGCGGCGGUCUGCGGUCGGGCGGCUGGCGCCAGGACGAGAGCUACACCUUCCGUCGCCGACUAGCCGCCUACCAGGAGGCGCAGCGGCAGCAGGCGCAGAUGGUCACCAAACUGCAGGCCAAGGUGCAGCAGUACCGUCAGCGAUGUCUGGAGCUCGAGUCCCGCUCGGCAGGGGACCGGACCACGUCACCGGGGGAGAGGACAGAGCAGCGGGAGCGGACAGAGCGGUCAGGACAGGAGGGGGACCCGACCGACCUGGAGACGGCGCUCAUCCGACUGGAGGAGGCGGAGAACAGGUGCGUUACUCUGUCGGAGGUGAACUCGCUGCUCCGGGAGCAGCUGGACGCGGCCCAGGAGGGUAACGAGGCGCUCACCUCGGAGAUCCAGCAGCUGACGGCCGACUGGCAGCGGCUGCGGGAGGAGCUGGAGACCAAGGAGGCCGGCUGGAGGCAGGAGGAACAGACGUUCACCGAGUACUACACCGCCGAGCACGGCCGGCUGCUGCGGCUCUGGAAGGAGGUGGUGGCUCUGCGCCGGCAGUUCGGCGACCUCCGACUCAGUACCGAGCGGGACCUGGGCCGGGUCGGCGCCGAGGUGACCCGCACCGCGCGCCGAGCUGCUGACGCCUGUGCCAUGGUCACCCCGCCCGCCCUGCCUGCGGUAGCGGUAGCGACGGCAGCGGCUGGCGGAGAGCCGGCAGCGGCGGCCACUCCGGCUGCAGAGACGGCGAUCGUCUCUGUGACCAGUGUGAACGUGCUGGAGAGGCUGGAGGAGAUGCAGAAACAGCAAACUGACUUCAGGAACAAGAAACGAGAACUGGAGAACAAGAUCAGAGAUCUGACUAUGCAGGUUGAGGCCUUCCGCGAAAACCGCACCGAAAAGGAACAGGAGAUCGUUUCUCUAAAGAAGACCAUCAACUCACUGGAGCUGGACGCCGCCGAGCAGGCUCGCCGUCUCACCUCGCGUCAGCAGCUGGCCGAGGAGCACGAGCUGCUCUCCGCCGCCGUCCGUCAGGUGGCCCAGCUGGUGGUAGAGGACGCCGAGCGGCCCGCCGAGGAGGCAGAGAGGGACGCCGCCCUGCCGGUCACAGUGCAGGCGUCAGCCGUGGUCAGGACUCCCGGCCGACCGCCGCGGCCCGGCUCGCCGGCUCCUGCCGUUACGAUGGCCGACAGCGCAGUGACUGCCGUCCAGGCGGUGCUCAACAAGAGGCAGCUGCAGACCCACGAACUGCAGGUGAAGCUGACGGCCAGCGGCGAGCAGCUGUCGCAGCUGCGGCGGCGCUGUGAGACGUCCGACGAGCAGCUGCAGCAGCUGGAGCGGCAGCUGCAGGAGGCGCGCGACCAGCUGCAGGAGACGGAGCAGCAGCGGGAGGCGGCGCGCCGCGAGCUGGAGCGGCGCCGGCUGCAGCUGGAGACGGCCGCCGCCGAGAGGGAGCAGCUGGAGCGGGCCAGGACAGCGCUGAACGCUCAGGUGGAGGCGCUGAACGGGGAGGCGGACACGCUGCAGGCCAGUUUCACCGAGCUGCAGAAGCAGAAGGACGCGCUGGAGGGCGACAAGCUCUACCUCAGCGCCGAGAUGGAGCGGCUCAAGGCCCAGCUGGACGAAUGCCAGGGCCAGCUGUCGGAGCGGGAUACCCGCGCCGGCCAGCUGCGCCAGUCGGUCGUCUCCCUGAAGGAGGAGCUUCACUCGGCUCGGCUCGAGCUGGAGGUGCUGGCACAGAGUAACACAGAGCUGGACGACGCGCGCAGGAAAACGGAGCUGGAGAAAGGCGAGCUGGAGACUCAGGUGGCCCGACUGAAGACCGACGAGGCAGCGCUGCGGGACGCCCUGCUGAAAAUACAGAACCUCAACGAGGGCCUCGGCGUGGACAAGAUGGACCUGAACCAAAUGGUUCAACAGCUGGCGGCCGAGCGGGCGGUGUUGCAGUCAGAGCGGGCGGAGCUGGAGGCUGAACUGACCGCCCUCAAAGACGAGCUGCUGCGGCUCGAGCAGGAGGGUCAGCUGUCGGCCACCGAGAGGCUCGGGCUGCAGGAGACACUCACUGAGACCGAGAGGGAGAGGGAGAAGCUGGAGGACCAGGUAUCGGAACUGGUCGCUGACCAGGCCGAGCUCGAGUCCCGCCUGGCCACCUCCGAGAGGCAGCGGGCCGCACUCCAGGAGGAACUGUCCCGCACGCGACUGGACUACGAGCGCGCCAAGGCGGAGAUGAACCGGACGGCCUCGGAGAGAGAGACGCUGGCCAAAGCGUCUGGAGACCUGCAGGCGCGACACACAGCACUGCAGAAGGAGCACGCCAGUCUCCGCGAGGUGCUGGCCGCACUUCGAGCAGAGAAACAACACGCCGAGAUGCAGCUGUUCGAGAGUCGGACGGCGCUGGAGGCAGCCGAGGCGGCCAAACGGCAGCUGCAAAAGGACAACCGGCAGUUGACGGUGCGGAGGGAGGAGCUGCAGAACAAGCUGAACCUCACGCGCAAGGACAUGGACCAGGAGGGAGAGCGGCUGCGUGAGUCGGUGGCCGACUUCAAGCGGCGCCUGGAGGAGACCAAGACGGAGCAGGCGCGCGUGCUCUCCGACCUCCGGCAGGGUCACGACGAGGAGGUGGCUCGGCUGGCCAAGGAAAAGGACGAGGCGGUGCGCCAGCUGGAGACGCGUCUGCAGAAGUCGGUACAGACCUGGACGCUGGAGCAGGACGGCCUGCUGGCGCAGAAGGAGCAGCAGCUGCAGACGCUGCACCGGGAGCUGGAGAAGCAGCUCCGCUCCGGAGAGCAGCAGCUACUGGCCGCCGAGGAGGCCAAACAGCAGGCGCUCACACUAGCCCAGCAGGAGCAGCAGGCGGUGCUGGACCGUCUCCAGCAGUCCCAGCGUGAGCUGGACCAGUGCCGGACGGAGCUGGACCGGCUGAAGAGCGAGGCCUCCUCUCACGGAGAGAUGUCCCGCUCCAACCUGGGCGCGCUGCACACGGAAGUGGCCCGACUACGCUCACAGAUCGAGGACAAGGAGAUCGCGCACGAGAAGGAGGUGACGUCGCUGUCGAACCAGGUGCUGGACGCCCAGCGGCUCCGCGACGUCACCGACUCGACCCUCAGUCAGCUCAAGGUCAAACUCAAGGUCACCGAGGAGCACCGCGACCGGCUCGAGAAGGAGCUCAGUGAACUCAACCGGAAACUCAAGGAUGCCGAGUCGCGCCAUGACGAGUGCUCCCGCUCACUCUCGGACACGAAGCGCGCGCUCCAGGAGGCUGAACAUGAGGUGACCACCCUACAGAGCAGCAACGCCGACCUGCGCGACAAAAUCAAACGCCUCGAGGCCGACAAAGGCGAGCUGAAACGGUCACUCGACGAGGCCGGACAGAAAAUCGCCAUUCUGGACGCCGCCAAGGAGUCGUCCGCCCAGGAGUCUCAGGAGCUGCGGAUCCAGGUGCGGGACCUGGAGCGCACGCGGCAGGAGGCGGGCCGGGAGCUGCAGGAGCUGCGCCGCCAGGGCAAGCAGCUGGAGCUGCAGCUGCAGGACCGUCAGACGGAGCUGGCCGAGCUGCAGCAGCGGCUGGCGCGCCAGCAGGACGUCAGCGAGGCGCAGAAGACAGAGCUGAACACCGCCAAAAAUCAGCUGCGUGAGACGGAGUCGGCGCGGGACGGUCUGCAGCGGGAGCUGGCAGACUGCGAGCGGCGGCUGACGGAGCACCAGGACCGCUGGCGUUGGAGGGAGCGGGACCUCAGCGGCGCCCUGGAGGAGACGCGCGCCGCCACUCACCGGCUGGAGGACGACAAAAAGAACCUGGAGAUUCGACUGAGCGCCGCCAGCCAGGAGGCCGCCGACCUCAAGCUGAAGUUACUAUCCUCCGAGGGCCGGGUGGAGGCUCUGGAGGGUCAGGUCUCCCGUUUGGAGUCGGUACGGAGCGACAUGGAGCACAAGUUGACGUCGAUGUACUCCUCGCUGCGCCGGGUGGCUGGGAUCCGGCUGGACGGCGGUGGGGGAGGCCAGUGGCGACCGCCCAGUCCGGCCGGCAGGAGGACGGGACUGACUUCAGCCAGAGAAAGCACCGGCUCAUUCGGUACCCUUGAGGAGUUGGAGUCGCUCAUUGUUGGCAUGGAAGAUCGGGCGAACCGACAGGCCACUGCUCGAGCUCGGGGUGACGUGCUCGACUCGGAGCGCAGUGCCGUCCUGGAAUCAGUGGCCGGCGGGCCGCCGAACGCUGUGGACGUGGACCCGGAGUUUGUCCGACAGGGCCUGAAGGAUCUCAUGCAGCAGGUCAACAGGAUAGAGAGACAGCGGGACGAGGCGCAGUCCCAGGCUCAGUCUGUCGAGUCGGAGCUGGAGGAGCUCAGAGCCACCCACCGCGAGACCCGUCAGAAGCUGGAGACGUGUCAGCAGCAGCUGGCCGGCCUGCAGACCGAGAAACGCUUCCUGGACGCACAGCUGGCCGACACCAGGAGCCAGGCGGGGGCGCAGGAGGAGGCGAACAAGAAGCGAGAGCGCGAGACGCGCACGCUGCAGGAGCGGCUCGGCCGGCUCGAGACGACCAACACCAAACUGCAGAUGGAGAAGGAGGUGCUGGAGGAGAAGCUGGGCACCCUGCGUCGUCAGGAGUCGUCGGUGGACGAGGAGCGCCGUCAGCUGCGCCACUCCCUGGAGCAGCAGGAGGCGCGCGCUGCACAGCUGGAGACGGCCCGUCGCGGACUGGAGGGGGAUCUGAUGAGGGCCAGACAGCUGGUGCACGACAGAGACGCCGAGAUCGAGAGCCUGCAGUCUCGCCUGGAGGAGGCGCACAAGUCUGUCACCUCAUGUGAGGAGCGGUGCGCCCACCUGCGUCUGACGGUGGACCGGCUGCAGCGGAGGGCGGCCGCCGCCGACACGGGCCACGCGGAGAGCGAGGACCGUGUGGCGCAGCUGUCUACUCAGCUGGCAGAGGCCGGCGCGCAGACGGCCCACCUGCAGGAUCAGCUGCAACAGACCCAGCGGCAGCAGCAGCUGGCCGAGCAGGAGCGGGCGGCGGCCGAGGAGCGUCUCUCGACCGUCCAGCAGACCGUCACAGAGCUGAAGCGGCACAACGAGCAGCUGGUGGAGCGGAGCGGCGACACGCAGAGGGAGCUGGCGCAGGAGCGGCUCUCGCGCUCCCAGCUCGAGCUGCAGGUCAAGACCAGCCAGCAGGGUCUGGAGCAGCGUUCCGGUCGGGAGCAGGAGCUCCUGGAGCGUAUCAGGCGCCUAGAGACGGACAAAACCGAGCUCACCGACAAACUCGCCGUACUCCAGCGCAAACUGUCCCAGAUUGAGGUGGAGAAGAAGGACCUGGAGCGAUCCCAGGUGCAGCUGGAGAAGGACCGAGCCGCCCUCAUGAAAACGCUCGACAAGGUGGAGCGGGAGCGUCUCCGCGCGGACGAGACGGCCACCAAGUCGACCCUGGAGCGGACGGCGCUGGACCGCUCCCUGUCGGCGGUCGAACAGGAGAACCAGCAGCUGCAGCGCCAGUGCAGCUCGCUCGAGCAGCAGCUGCACCAGCUGCAGCUGCAGCUGGCCCAGCGCGGCACCCAGGCGGCGCACGGACAGCUCGGCAGGGAGUCCCAGUUGGAGUUGGACCAGCUGAGGGCCCGCUAUGUCCAGCUCGAGAAGACGAUGCAGGCCAAAGAGCGCAACUACAAACAGCGGAUAGUCGGCCUGGAGCAACAGAUCCGGACCCUGAAGGAGCAGCUGUCGCAGGAGAUCCGCACCCGGCAGCAGUAUAUCCUGCGCAGCACGCGGGCCGGAGAGGAGAUCCGGGAGAUCCGCUCCUCGCUCGACGAGAGCCUCAGGAACGUCAGCGCCAACGAAGGUCUGGACGGCGCGGCGCUGGACUCUGAGUCCCGCCGGCUGGACUCUGCGGUUGACCGACUGCGCGGCUCCAGCGUCCUGCUGACCCCGUCCCGACUGGGCCGGUCGCCGAGACUGGUGGUCACCGCGCCCGGCAGGUCACGCACCGUCAGCCCGAGGUCCCCACGUCUGCGGGUGCCCGCCCCCUCACCUGGCCGGCGCGCCGCGACACAGACGCCCCCAGCUCGUCGUAACCUCGGCUUCCACUGACAUCUGGCGACCGCGCCUUGAAGCUAAAGUUCCUGCCGCCACCGCUCCUGCAACCAAAGCGACCAAUUUCAGCCGGCCACUGCCAGUCGAGUGCAAUACUUAGCUCUUGUAAUGCGACGUAGAUUAUAGGACGUAGUGUUUGUAACGAACGUGACUGCUCUCAUGUGUUGGGCGGUCAGCUGCCACGGCAGGUGGUUGUGCCGUCGGGACUGUCAGUCCCCCCCCCCGUCCCAAGUGUGCCUCUCGGAUUCACGGUAAUUUUUCAUAGGUGGGGUUUUAUCAACUUUGGGGACGAUUUUUUUAGCGUGGAGUCUUACUUUGGUUAUGUGUAACUGCUUGCGAGGUUUUGAUGUCAUCUGGAUGAGCUUUUAGUCUUUACACCGGUCAUUUGCCGAGUUUUACCAUUGCAUGCGAUGUUGUAUACGUUCCAGCAGUUUUGGCACAAUGCACAUUACGCCUGUAAUUUUUUAUGUCGUUUGCUUGUUUCGCGUCACUCCAUCUCCAUGCCACUCAUUCCACUCAUUGCUCAUUUUCGCUCAUUUCCACCUACUUCCUCAUCUCAUCAUGUGUCACCCAUUUCCAUUGAGACAACUGGUUCAAUGUUCAUUCGUUGCCAUCUUAUGAAUUAUGAUGUGAUCGCACCCCGCCGCCGCCGCCUCGCGUUCCGUCUCUGCGGUCAGACCGAGUUCGAGCUGCCACCCUAGCUUCGCGAAGCGCUCUGUAUCGAUGUACCGAGUCGUGCGGCACUGCCGGGACUCUGCUGAGACAGAAUCCCACGCCAGAGCCGACCACCGACCCGUCCAGAAGUCUAUGGCAUCACAGUGAACACCCACCGGUUCAACUCCCGUCGGCCGAACUAGUCAGUCGGCUGCUUCGGGUGAAACCUGAACGCCAUGGGUUCAAAGAAACAUGAGAAUUGACCUCAAAAUGAUGCCAAUGUGUAGUUUUAAUAUGUUUUACCGUUGUACAACACAGCACUGCCAUGGCCUUUUGUUUCAUGCACGGGUCAGUUGUAAAGUCCACCUUUUCCCGUUAUGUUUGCCGUUACGGGGAACAGGAGUCAUUGUUCGGUUACUGUGCAUGUCAGCAUCUCAGCGUUGCAUCAUUUGACCUCCGCGCCAGUCAUGUGUUCUUAGCAGUCUGUAUGUGCUCGCCUUGGCGUGUGGCGUGUUUGGUUUCGCGUCCCGAGGCCGAAUAGGAAAUACAGCCCCUUUCUACCUGC